Messenger RNA from Necator americanus (New World hookworm), 4959 nucleotides. RefSeq lists its product as uncharacterized. Lineage: Eukaryota; Metazoa; Nematoda; Chromadorea; Rhabditida; Ancylostomatidae. Gene Ontology annotation, molecular function: ATP hydrolysis activity; ATP binding; ABC-type transporter activity. Gene Ontology annotation, biological process: protein refolding; transmembrane transport; response to heat. The transcript is spliced from 42 exons. The record is from RefSeq and is a predicted model, not a curated record. Gene Ontology annotation, cellular component: membrane; nucleus; cytoplasm. Bases 1 to 4959 code for a protein of 1652 amino acids.
AUGACCACUUCAGAAUGGAUUAAUCUAUUUUGUUUGCUUCUUGUUUUCCUAGUCAGGCCAGUUUUAACAAAUGUUACUGCUACUGUUCCGGAAUUUCGAGAUUGGGUUGAGGAUCGUUACAUUGAUUGUAUAUUCUGCAUUGAUUACGAUAACUUCAAGUUGACAAGUGUUACUGGAUGCGCCUCCACGAAUCCAAUCACUUGCCGAGGAAACAUAUGCUUUAUGCGACAGCAUAAAAGCAACGUCUUUUUCCUGUACACAAGUGGCUGCCUUAAUCUCACCAAAAUAGAAUAUGAGGAGAUAGCAAAUGAACGAAAACAACUAAAUGGUGAAACAAACUUAACAUUUGAAGAAACACUACUUUGUGAGGUAUCCAAGAAGUCAAAUACUUGCUUAUGCACGGAUUCUGGUAGAUGUAACAAUGUAAGCAUACCUGCACCGUUCAGUGAAUUUCAUACCGCAUCACUGUUCGGUCGAUUGCAAUUCCACGAAAUGCUACAUUUUCGAAUGUUCAUACCGAAUGAACCAGUUCUUCGGCAUUCUGACAUUGACGAGUUGGAUCAACUGCUUCACUACUACGUUCCUGGAAACCUAAAUCCGGAAGAAGAAGGACAAAAGUCUGGAGACAAUUUCAAAAAUCAGGCUAAGGAAGGUGUGAAAGUCACAAUUCCGGAGAAGAGUGCUGAACAGGUGACAAGUGGAGAUGAAGACGAAGAUGAUGUACCAGUGCAGAAAUCUAGAUGUGAUAAGUUCAUUGAUUACUUGUUCUGCAGAGGUGAUCUAGCUAGCAAAACACUUGCACGGAAGCCAGUGCCUCUCUUAGGAUUGUUCCGCUACACAACUAAAUUCGAUGUCAUCUUACUGAUUCUGGGUGCAGUUGGAGCAAUUAUAAGUGGUUGCUGUCAGCCUUUCCUGGCAUUGAUUUCUGGAAAAGUAUUCGGUGUUCUAACAAGUGGAAACAUGACAAACAAUAUAGCUGCAGAGCAGGAGCUCUUCACAUAUGUCUACAUCUACGUUGGUGUAGGAAUCUUCAUUCUACUAGUUCAGUUUGUGCAGUUUCUCUGCUUCUAUACGGUGUGUUGUCGACUGAUUGCAAAGAUUCGACAUCAUUACCUCAAGGCCAUAUUGCGGCAGAAUGCCGGCUGGACCGACAAGCAUCAUAGUGGAGUCUUGACAACUCAGCUGAAUGACAACGUUGAACGAAUUCGCGAAGGUGUUGGCGAUAAGAUGGGAUUACUGCUUCGUGGAUUCGCGAUGGUCUUCGCUGCACUCAUACUUUCCUUCGCAACUGAGUGGAGAUUGGCGCUUUUCAUGUGCCCUGUAGCACCACUUUCAUGCUUUUGCAUGGGAAUUAUGUCACGGAAAAUAUCCGAAUCUACCUCCAAAGAGCUUAAAGAUGUCGGAAAAGCUGGUGCUAUCGCAGAAGAAGCUGUAUUGGGUGUUAAGACGGUACAAGCUCUGAACGGUCAAGAAGAAAUGGUAGAAAGAUAUGGCAGAGAACUCUGCAAGGGGAAAAAUCACGCUAGGACAAAGUGUUUUUGGAGCGGGUUUUGGGGCGGAAUUUUCUACAUAGUCUUGUUCUUAUUCAUUGGAGGCGGUUUCUUGUUCGGCGGUCACUUGGUCAGGAUUGGCGUUAUCACAAACACAGGUGAUGUGGUAACCGUCGUCAUAUCCAUGAUGAUUGGGGCAUAUUUCCUCGGCGUGAUUUCACCUCAUCUUAUGGUCUUGUUAAAUGCACGUGUAGCAGCUGCAGCAAUCUACCAUAUAAUUGACAGAAUCCCAGAAAUUGAUGUUUACUCAUCGGAAGGAAAACUUCCACUACAAAUUCGAGGAGAUAUUCAAUUCAGUGAUGUACACUUCCGCUACCCAACAAGAAAAGACGUAAAGGUCCUCAAUGGCCUCAAUAUUACCAUACGAGCAGGUGAAACAGUUGCAUUUGUGGGACACAGCGGUUGUGGAAAAUCAACUGCUGUUGGUCUUAUUACACGACUUUACGAAGCAGAAUCUGGCACGGUAGAAAUCGAUGGCAAUGACGUGCGUAGUGUGAACAUAGAAUGGUUGCGUAACAUAGUCGGUAUCGUCCAGCAGGAACCAACAUUAUUUAAUGGAACUGUUGAGGAGAAUCUCCGGGUAGGAAGCAUUUCUAUAACAAGCGAGGAAAUGAUUCAUGUAUGUAAAAUUGCAAACGCACACGAUUUCAUCAUGAAACUGCCUAAGGGCUACUCUACCGUCAUUGGAGAAGGAGCAGUGCAAUUAUCCGGUGGUCAAAAGCAGCGUAUUGCAAUUGCACGCACACUUGCACGGAAUCCACGAAUCCUGCUACUUGACGAGGCGACGUCUGCACUUGAUGCCAACAGCGAAAGCAUUGUCCAGCAAGCCCUUGAUAAUGCGUCAGAAGGACGAACUACGAUUGUUAUUGCGCAUCGUCUCUCCACAAUCCGCAAAGCUGAUAAAAUUGCAGUUUUUGAAAAAGGGAUAAUCAUAGAGCAAGGAACCCACCAAGAACUCAUCGAAUUAGGUCAACGGUAUGCAGAGUUGGUUCGAGCGCAACGGCUUCAACCUGAGGCAGACGAAAAUCUGCCGCCUGAAGAGCGGCAAGACGAAGAUGAGAUUUUGGAGGGAGAAGUGACCCGUAAAAGCAGUGAAAACCUCUCGAUUGGCAGCUCAGCGUUUGUUAGAGGAGUUCUUGCUCAGGACUCUUUCAGCAGGAGCAGUUAUGUUAUGUCCACUGGUGAGCAGAUUACUGUCACUCCUGAAAGUGUUGCGUUUGAACAGCAAGUACAAGCGGACAUGGUUCAAGAUGGACAGAUCAGAGCCGGUUUAGCAAGCGUAUUUGCAAACGCAAAAGCGCACUACUGCACAAUGUUCCUUUCGCUAAUAGCCGCAAUAGGUCGGGGAUUGGAGCAUCCUUCUAUGGCAUUUGUCUACGCCAUGGUAUUUGAAGCUUUUAAACAAUACGACGACAAUAUAGAGAUGAUGAUACCAAGUUUGGUUAUUUGCUUCGUUAUUUACAUCUCUAUUGGAAUUGGCACCUUCGCACUUCAAUUUAUUGCAUCUAUUCUGUUUGGAAAAGUGUCUGAAGAGCUAACAUUAUCUUACAGAAUGAAGGCAUUCCGGAAUAUUCUCUACCAGGACGCGGCUUACUUCGAUAAUCCACAACACGCACCAGGUCGCCUUAUCACAAGAUUAGCUACGGAUGCUCCCAAUGUCAAAGCUGUUGUUGACAGUCGAAUGAUGCAUGUCAUCUACAACAUGACAUCAUGGGCAAUAUGCAUUAUCCUUGCAUUCACUUCGUGUUGGCAAAUAGGAGUUGUUGGACUCGUACUGAGUGUUACCCUGGGUAUUAUAAUGGUUUCACUGGCAAGAAUCAUCCAGAAAAUGAAUCUCCUUAUAGUGAAGGAAAAUCAAAGUGGAAAGGUCUCCAUUGAAAUUAUUGAAAAUGUUCGGACUAUACAGUUACUUACCAGAGAACGUUACUUCUACAACAAAUACGAGACUGCUUCGAAAGAACAAAAACGAAAUGAAAUAAGAAAAGGCUAUUAUGAGGCUGCAAGUUUCUCUAUAUCGCAAACAUUCGUCUACUUCUCAUUGGCUGCUGCACUAGCGGUUGGGAUUCCGCUCAUAAUAAGAUGGGAAUUUGAUCCUCAAGACGCUUAUAGAGCAGUAUUUACUGUACUGCUUUCCUGUUUGGGAGUGAUGAAUAGUUCCACAUUAUUCCCUGAGUUCACAAAAGCUCGAACAGCAGCUGGAUUGUUGUUCAACAUGAUCAAUCGACAACCAAGAACUGGAGACAUCAAUGAGGGAAUCAAAGCGACCCUCAGAGGAAACUUGCUCUUCGAAGAUGUGCAUUUUUCCUAUCCUCAAAGACCUCAUCAACCAAUAAUGCGUGGACUUCAGUUCACUGUUCAAAAGGGUCAGACAGUAGCAAUUGUUGGACCCUCUGGAUCUGGAAAAAGUACUGUGAUUUCGCUACUAGAACGCUUUUAUGAUCCUGCCACUGGCGCUGUCCGUUUCGAUGGACAAGAUAUUCGCAAACUAUCUUUGCGACACGUCCGGACGCAAGUCGCUCUUGUUGGACAGGAGCCAAAGCUAUUUGCUGGCACUAUAAAGGAAAACAUCUGCUUAGGCCUGAAACGUGUUGACGAUGCAAAAAUUCGAGAAGCUAUCGAGAUCGCAAAUGCAUCAAAAUUCCUCAGCAAUCUUCCACAGGGACUCGACACUGAGGUUGGAGAGAAAGGAACUCAGCUGUCUGGCGGACAAAAACAACGCAUUGCUAUUGCUAGGGCUUUGGUUCGGAAUCCAGUCAUUCUACUUCUGGACGAGGCAACAAGUGCUUUAGAUUCAGAAAGCGAAAAAGCAGUCCAAGAGGCACUUGAACGAGCACAAGCUGGAAGAACAUGCAUAAUAAUUGCUCAUCGCCUGUCUAGCAUACAGAAGGCAGACGUCAUCUUAUAUGUGGAAAAUGGAAAAGUGCGAGGAAGCCGUGUCGAAAUGGCUCUCUGGCCUUCUCGUAUGCACCCGCGAGUUCUGGAUGACUGCUUCCAUGAUAUAGAUCGCAUGGAAAGACGUAUGAUGCAUGAUCUGGAGCGUGGAAUCAUGCCAUACUGGAGAGAUGCGGACCAUUCCAUUCUUCACGUGGCUAAUCAGACUCAAGAGGUGGUCAACGACGAUAAGAAGUUCGCUGUUUCUUUGGAUGUUUCACAGUUCAAACCCGAAGAACUAAAAGUGCAUAUCGAUGGUCGUGACCUAACAAUCGAGGGUAGGCAAGAACAGAAGAGUGAGCACGGGUACAUCGAGAGAUCGUUCGUUCGCAAGUGGGCACUUCCUGAGGAGGUGGAUCUUGAUGCGGUCCACACUCAGUUAAAUGACGUAGGACAGCUGUCCAUUGAAGCGCCAAAGACAGGGCAACACACAAACAGAAGAAAUCUUCCGAUAAUGGCUGCCCCCAAAAAGAAGUAA